AUGUUCGCCAAUCUGGACGAGGAGAAGAAGGCGCGCUUGAGGGAAAGGAUUCUUCAAGCCGCUGCCGCGCCUCCUCCAGCUGCCACGCCGGCAAGGUCCAACAGUGACACCGACGGUGAGCAAGAAGUGCCACCGCAACACACUGAAAGCACGAAACACGCAUCGGAGCACCUAGCGAUCAAUGCUAAAAGCACCGACAUUGACAUUGCCAACAUUCGUCUGUUCACCCUGGACGACCUCGACCUUAAUCAGCUCACCGAGUGCAAGACUCUCUCUCUGCGCAAGAAUCUCAUUCAUGAGCUUUCUGCUUUCCCGCAACAUUUGGCCGGGCGGCUUGUUGAACUAGAUUUGUUUGACAACAAGAUCAGGAAGGUGCGCGAUUUUUUUGACUCGGCAUUGGUGCCAGACCCCGAAAGUGGAUCUCUCUCGAAGAAGGCAGUCCCACACGCGUUUUACUCCCUCACCAAGCUUGAUUUGAGCUACAAUCAGCUACGCAAGAUCACGGGCCUAGAUUCUCUAGGCUCGACGCUUAAGGAGCUCUACUUGGUGGAGAAUAAAAUCAAAGUCAUCGAAGGGCUCGGCAGCUUCGUUCAUCUGGAGCUUCUUGAACUUGGCGGCAACCGCAUUCGCGAAAUUGGAUCUGGGCUCUCUAACUUGCGGUCUUUACAGAGCCUCUGGCUCGGCAAAAACAAGAUCCACAGUAUUGGCGACUCCCUUCACAAUCUUCGCGAGCUCCGGAAGCUUAGCCUUCAAGCGAAUCGGCUGACAUCCAUUACAGAAGAGGCGUUUAAGGAAGGCUGCAACCCGUACCUCGUGGAGCUUUACCUGUCAGAAAACGGAAUUAGCACCAUCGAGAACCUGCCCCUGCAUUCUCUUCACCUGCUUGAUUUCAGCUUCAAUCCCAUUUCUACAAUCAACGAAGCUGUCAUCAACCCCACCAACAUGCCUGAACUGGAAGAAUUUUGGUUGACUGACGGGAACAUCAACGACUGGAGCGAGGUCAAGAAAUUCUGCGGUUUUGCGAACACCCUCCGGACCAUUUAUGUGGAGCGCAAUCCUAUCGAGCAAGAUAAGCGCUAUCGGGAUAAAGUUUACAUGAACCUUCCAUUUGUGACACAAAUUGACUCGUGGCCGGUUCUCAACAAGGGCAACCUCGAGGCUGAUCGGUUGAUUCAGCGGAGAGCAUCGUAG
This is a messenger RNA of Leishmania mexicana MHOM/GT/2001/U1103, 1191 nucleotides long. RefSeq names its product protein phosphatase type 1 regulator-like protein. The coding region runs from base 1 to 1191 and encodes 396 amino acids. NCBI's taxonomy places the organism in Eukaryota, Euglenozoa, Kinetoplastea, Trypanosomatida, Trypanosomatidae. The record is from RefSeq and is a predicted model, not a curated record. The transcript has a single exon. Gene Ontology annotation, molecular function: protein binding.